AUGGGGUCAACAAGGGUUAUGGAGGGUCGGACCGACGGGCAUUACCUUCCUUUCAUUGUGUUUCUUGUCGCUGUGAGCGGAGUCGACGAUCUCAUGGAGGGUCAGACGAGAACAUCAACGGGCUUUGAAGGAUCCCGUGAAGCCAAGCAGCCUUUCCCACCGUUGCUUGACGAAUUGGCAUUGCCCGAAGAGGUCCAGGAGAGCUUCGCUGAAGAUGAGAGCGUGACCUCGCCGGGAUAUGAAGAGAUUGAGGUCGAGGACGACGCCGAUUUCCGGUCGCAUUACUCUCUCGAGCCACAGUCUUUGUCGGAUUCGGAAUCCGAAGAGUCGGCCGACGAGAUUGGAAGACAUCACCCCUUUCGACAGUCAACCGGCUCCCUCUACGGGCCAAAUGCCUUUGCGCCCCCGUUUUACAACCGCCCACCAACUCCUCUCCCGCCGUCACCUUCCCUCACUUCCCUUUUACGACCCCCGUUCUCGACCACCACGUCGCGCCCAACCACUCCUGAUAGUUCUGAUGUGGAUACACCUAACGACACGGAGGCCGCGGUCGCCAAGUCUGCCCGGCGCGCAACCACAGUGCCCCGUGCCAGCCCCAAGGUUCCGACAUACGAAUACUACGGUUUCGUGCUGUAUUUGGCGUCUUCGCUCGCAUUCUUGAUUUAUUUGUUGUGGUCGUACUUACCUUCCCCAUUUCUUCACCAACUGGGCAUCUAUUACUAUCCCAAUCGAUGGUGGUCAUUAGCCAUUCCGUCCUGGCUCGUCAUGUGCCUUGUCUAUAUCUAUGUCGCCCUCGCGUCGUACAACACCGGCUACCUGACUUUGCCCAUGCAUAGUAUCGAAAAUAUCGUCGAUGAGGUCGCCAACGUCGCAGUGAUUGAUGGAAAAGCAAGGCGACGGCCCGGAGGCUCUACCAAGAUGAAACCCGGAGCCACCUCAUAUCAAACAAUGGGACCACAGAAUCGAAAGGUGAACUGGCGAGAGAUCUGGAGUGAAGGAACGGACGCGGUCAUGGAUAUACCCGUUGGUGGUGUGUGCGAGGUCCUGUAUGGCCAAGAACGCGAUGAUGAUGCAAGUUCAGCGACCAGCUGA
This is a messenger RNA of Penicillium oxalicum, 1092 nucleotides long. RefSeq lists its product as uncharacterized. Bases 1 to 1092 code for a protein of 363 amino acids. The transcript is spliced from 2 exons. NCBI's taxonomy places the organism in Eukaryota, Fungi, Ascomycota, Eurotiomycetes, Eurotiales, Aspergillaceae. The record is from RefSeq and is a predicted model, not a curated record.